AUAUGAAUUCGUGCUGAGUAGCAACAAGGUACAGCUGUCCCUCUUGGCGCAGGGCAUCAUGCGUGCUCGCCUCGUGUACCGACCCCCGAGUGACCAGCAACAGUUUGUUAAGGUGUGGACUUCUUCCACUGGCAAACCAUUUCGACACUGGCUAUUUCCACUGGCUAUCCCCUUCCACUGGCUAUUUCCACUGGAUAUACCACUAGGGUAGACUGGCUUCCACUGGCUAUUUCCUUCAACUCCUACUAAAACAGGUACAGGUCAUUAAUGUUCUUUGUCUCUUUCAAGGAAAACUCAUCCAGGUGUUCGUCUCUUCCGAGAUUAUUAUAGACUCCAACACCAGGAUGGGGAUCAGGACUACCGACAGAAGCCCCUCUUUGGCUUGUUUUAGUUUCAUGUUGUUCUUUUACAAACCUCUAGAAUUCACUGAUUAUUCUAAGUUUGUCACGUUCGUUGGAUGAAUUUAUUCUAAGUUUGUCACGUUCGUUAAAUAGAAAUUGAAAUAGAUUUCAGGAGGAGCUUCUAUGACUUUCUAAUUUUGUCACGUUCGUUGUGGAGUCGCAAGUACGGGAUUUGAUGUUAGCGUUCCGAUCGAAAUUACUUCUGGCCGCCAUCGAGACGCUACAUUAAGGCUUUCCCUAAUCCAUCUCUGCUUCUAUAAAUAGGGAUCGAUGCAUUAUUAUAUAUUAUAAAGAAAGAGAAAUCUUCUACUAUACAUAGGGAAGAUGCAUGCUCAACAAGCUCAACAAUAGGGAGAUCUCUUCUAUAGAGAUGACCCCUCAAGAGCAGUAUGCUUCCCUAUACUUACAGGGGAGACACACAUUGGCGCAUAUUCUUGGGGUUGUAUCUCAACAGGGACGAAAUGGGGAUAGGUCUAACUACAGAAAAAGGCGAAAUGCAGCGAGUUGACAGAGGAUAGAAAGCUCCCGAAACAUAAUAUGAACGAAUGUUACAGACUCGUCAUCAUGCGACAACUGUUACUGGUAUGGCACAAGUAGUCGUGUUGAGAAAUGUAGUACGGUCUUCAGUAGUACGAAUGACAAAAAUACUAGGUCUAAAAAUUCUUCUUUUUCUAUUUUUGUUUGAAAUGUCCAGCACCGACUAAGAUGGUACACAGAAGAACGAUGAUCUUGAUGAUCUUGCGCCUACAAGUUUUACAGUACCUAAUGACAAACUCUAUCCUGCUUGUUUCAUUGUGUUUCGAGGAGGUCCUCGUGUACCCAACAACAUGAGUAAUUAGAGAUCUGCAUGAUCUACUACUACUGCGUGUACUACUGCGAUCUACAACUACUGCUACUACUGCGUCUACUACUUCGAAACUCAAUCAAGUUCUUCGUCUAAGAUUGAGCGGAG
Molecule: messenger RNA, 1353 nt
Organism: Amoebophrya sp. A25
Lineage: Eukaryota; Dinophyceae; Syndiniales; Amoebophryaceae
Source: the annotation of a GenBank genome assembly